AGCGCGAAGAGUUUGAGGGAAGGGGAAAAUGGCGAUUUUAACGUAGGUCAACGUUUUACUUGAAGUUGGCAUACUUUUACCUGAUAUAGUUACGUAUAUUUUUCUAAUGUGCACUCAACAGUGCACCAAUUGUCGGCCUUUUGUUGACUUUACUCGCGAACCGUAAUAUAAUGUCACUGAAGGGAGCAGUCAACUUUGCCUUUUCAUGAACACUGGCUAGCUAGCGACAGUAGCUACCGAAUGUUAACUUUUGAUGCCUGUCUGCGACGUGGUCAUUAUCUGCUGCAUUUUCUUGUCGUUAGCAAGAUAUUUGAUGGCUGGCUUUUAGUUGCGUGUCUGUUACUGAAAACAUGACGGCAAUGUCUUAAAAUAUGCUAAUGCUGAGCAUUUUGACCGAAAUAUAAGACAUUACACCAGAAACAUAGGCUGCUAUCAAAAUGAUUUCCAUGCUGGGCUUGUCGUUGCAUUAUGCCUUUUACUUUGCUUAGAUAACAGUGCUGCAAGAUACGGCUUUUUGUUGACCACCGUGGGCCGUUAUGGCAUCUUACAACGUGUUUUUUGUUGUCGACGUUGACCAGCAAACUGAGUUUGACGUAAACACCAAUGGUGUCAGUCCCCAUCCGUUGAAACAAUGGAUUCUUAAAUGUUUACUGUACUUCGGAAACAAGCACGGCAUCGACAAGGUGCGAUGGGGGUACAAGUUCUUUUAUUCGCUACAUCCCCGCAGCAGCAGUUUUAUAUCUAGAGGGUCUGACUUUAGGGAAAUCACAGAGAAGUCUUUUGAUGAUUUCGAGUCGGAAUUCGCUUCCAAAUUUGAUGGGAAGUCGGCAACGCUUCCUGUCCCCCCAAAACUCAAUACCACACCUGCUGCUGCUGUCCAGAAUGCCUUGAAAGAAGCUCUGCUGGACUUUCAAUGGGACCGGCCAGAUAUUACAUCGCCAACCAAGCUAACCCUGCGUCCCAGAAGGGGGACUCGUUUUGGAAGAGCCCCUGCUUCACCAGACGAUGAACUGUCAAGCCAGGGCAACAAUGUCUUGUUUGUACUCACCCGCUGUCCUCGUGCAAGGGCUGACUUGGAGGAGUUUGUUGACCCCCGUGGCAAUCACAGUGGUGGACCUAAAGACUUAUCUGAGCGCUUUCUUCAUAAAGGGCUGCACGAUGUGCUGCUUCAACGCCGUGUUGUCCUUCACUGGAUUGACACUACACCAUAUUGCCAGGCAAUGGCCAGUGGGGAUACUCUUGGAUCUGACUCGAUAAGCGAUACCCUGAGGCAAAUGGGUGGCAAUGUGGUGCCCAUGGAUGCCCUGCACACGGUUUGCCAGCCGAAUGCCCAAGUGGGCCCAGACCUGGCAUGCCUACCGCUUGGACUGGGGCAACCAUGGUUUCCACUGGACUCCAGCAUUGGUUACAUCCUGAACUCCAAGAAACUGCAUCUUCAGGCUUUUUCAUUUGUCGAAGGGGUUCUGCGGUGUGGCCAAGGUACCGAUGAGACCUCGCUAACGGGCAGCGUGACCCUGAAGCCAAUAUCCAGCCGACAGUCCUGGCUCUCUGCGCCUGUGGAGAUUACACUGAGGUCUUUGGUACACAACUGGAACCCACGCACGCUGGAACAGGCUGCCACCGAGUGCUGGACGCUACAGGCCGCAGCUGAUCAGCCCGGUGUGGGACAACUCCUCAAAGACAUGUCAACACGAGGGAUCUGCAUGAUGGCGGAUGUAAGUUGUGGGGGGCUGACACACACAGCUGUGAUGUCACCACUCUCAGCUCACGCUGUUCUGCUGACCCUGUUGCCGUCCCUGGCGGCCCCUGGCAGUGACCCCGCGGCCCCAGCCGUAGACUCCCAGCUGUCCCAUGAGGAGCUGUCAGACCUGCCGGAUGUGGUGAACAGUGUACUGAACGUGAUUUUCCCCCUGAUGGAGGAUGGAGAGUACUUUGAUGAGAGCACCAGUGACGUUCCAUUCUCCGACUGGGCCAGACAGGAGCUGAGGCAGGGGGGUAGCUCUGUGUGUGCUGGCCUGGUGGAGAACUGGUUUCCAGAGUCCGACGAGUCGGGUGUCACCGCCAACCUCAUGGAGUCGAUGAGACUGCUGCAUGCUGCCCCAGACGAGGGCGCUGUUGAGCAGGGAGAGGAGUUGCCGGGUCCCCAGCAGGAGCUGCUGUCCGGCCUGGCCGAGCUCUACCAGAGCAGCACAGCAGAGGGAACUCUCAAGGGCAAGAAGCGUGGCGCUCAGCGCACGCCGGUGCGGCAAAAGAUGAAGACCAUGAGCCGCUCGCUGCAGAUGCUCAACUUUGCCCGGCUGAACGUGAAGGCCCAGAAGAGCCACACGGACCCCGAGGCCCAGGCAGGGGGCAGCAGAGGAGGGGGGCCGGAGAGAGCCCUCACCAAGCGACGCUCAGGGGACCAGGCCAGAACCAGAACCAGCUCUGACUCUAUAAACAUCAAGACUGAAGAUGAGCUGGUAUCGGAGCUGAAGUCCAGUUACCAGAGAGCGGUAGAGGAGAGGCAGUCCUCCUUCACCACAGUUAUACAGAACCUGCUUACCAUGGUCACUGCAUUCUUAAAACGUUCAAAGUCAUCUGAGGAGCAGACCCCAGCUUUAAUUGAAAAGAGCAUUUUGAAGUCCAGUAAAUCAGUGCGGCAGCAGUAUGGAAGUGCUCCAGACACCGAGAACAAGAUCAGAGAGUGCCAGUUACAGGCAGCCCUGAGACUGGCCCUCUGCCAACAGAUGCAUGCCAACCCGGAGCACAACGAGCGCGUGGAGGAGAUGGUGGAAGAGGUUGCUGAUAUGCUGCGGAUCAUCUCUCUGACCAGAGAUCCAGUCUACCUGACCAAAUUUCUGCAGGAUGACAUCCUGCCAGUGUACCUGAGCUCCAUCCCUCGUAUCCUGGCGGACGUGUAUAACAGCCUGGGUACACAGCUGCCUGAGGCACUGGUGGCCGUGCUACCCCCGGACUUCUUCAGUGACGACUCAGUGCACAGGGACAGUGUGUCUCCCGCUGCCUCCUCUGUGUCCGUCACCCUCAACCCCGCCUCUGACGCCGGGGAACGCCUGGAGGAGCUACGCACACGCUCUGCACGCAAGAAAAGAAAUGAGAGGCUUUCAAGACAUCGAAGCAUGGCGGAGGCUUCCCAGAGUCUCCGUCAAAUUGAGAUGCCUCGAAAAUCUACCAGGGUGACCAAACCAAAGUCCAGUGUGUCUGUUGAGGAAAAGAACAUCGAACAACCUCCACCACCUCCGCAAAAGCAAACUGUUCAAGAAGUUACCAAGGUACGCAGGAACCUCUUCAAUCAGGAGAAGCCCUCUCCGAGCAAGAGGUCCAAAAUGCCCCGCAGCCAGUCUGUGUCUGCCGUGGAGGGACUGAGGAAACGCAAGCGAUCUCAGAUGGCUGACGUCAGCGAUCACCAUGCUCUCCUAACGAAGAAAGUGACUGAGACGCCAUUGCACAAGCAAGUUUCCAACCGACUGUUACACAGACAGAUCACUGGCAGGAGAUCGGCCGAAAGUGACGUCAGCAUUGUGGAGGAAUCACCAGUCAAACCAGCAGAUGUGAGGCGGAGCCCCAGGAUAAAGAAAUUUGCACGGAGGCAUUCAAGCGUGUUCUACUCCAGCGCACAGCCGCGAUCCCGAAACCUGGAGCGCGUCCUCUCCUCAUCCCAGCUGCCCAACAGCGAAGGAAGGAUAGGAAGUAUCAGUGUUGGUCAAGUCAAGUCACCCGUGCGUCUGCUGUUUGGUGCCGCCAAGUCCCCUGGGAGACCCUCCACAUCCACUGGCUCUGUCGGCAGUCGAAGCAGCCGAAGGCGGUUACUUGGCUCCACAGACUCUGAUGUAUUCGAGAGUCCUACCAAGAUGUCAAGGAGAUGCAGAACGCCCACCAAAUCUCCCUGUAGAACGCCCAGAAAAUCUCCUCGCAAGACACCCAAUAAAUCACCUCACCAGCUGCCUCCGCUCGUCACGACGCGGGUAACUCCCAGGACCCUUCGCUCUUCCUCGUCCGCUGCAGCCUUCAGCUCCCCAUCCACUUCCUCUCAGAGGCCGACCAGCGAAGGAGCAAGCAGACGAGCCUUAUGGGGGGGGAGCCCCAGCAGACACUCAGCCCAGAGGAGCCUGGACAUGCACACUCCGAAAAAGAGCUCGCCCAAAGGAUUGUUUAAGACGCCGGUGAAAAAGGACAGCCCCCUGAAAGGGCCUCUUUGCACGCCGGGUAAGAAAGAGCUCUGCAGCCCUCUGAAGAGUAUCCUGAAGACGCCGGUGAAGGCUCUGCUUGACUGCCUCUCGCCUGGUGGAGCCCUGCUCUUCCAGAGUCCCACCGGCACAGGCAGAACGCCCAAAAAGACUGUGACUUGGUCUCCCUCACCUCGGAAGUUGCAUGCUGAGCAUGUAGCUAGAUCGCCCUUCAAAGUUCCGGAAUCUCCGCUGAGUUCAGCUCGCGCAUCGCCACGGUCACGGACACCUGUCAAGUCUCUCAGCCCGGCUAAGAUGGUAGAUCAGACACCAGAAAAGUCCUCUGGUCAUGUUGACCAAAUGUCCCCAUUAAUCGCUCCAAUAAGUUUACCUAAGAAACGACUUUUGAGGAGUCUGCACAUUUCUGUGGAGGAUGUCAAAGUGGUAGAACAAUCAGAACCAACUGCAUUACAACACAACAGCAGCACUGCAGAGUGCCCGUCUACACCAAAUGGCAAGAACGUGUCACCACAGCAGACUCACUGCAUGUUGAGACGGUCUUUGAGGACGCCACAGAAGGACUGCCCUCAGCAAUCGCCUUCGAAGACACCCAGUACACCUCACACAGGAAAUGCAACUCCGAAGAAGGCAGAGCCUCUACCUACAAGUCCUAUGGAGACCCAGAGUGCUGCUACCCCAGGGAGGCGCUACAAUCUCCGCAGAUCCUCAACUCAUGACAAUCUACCCGCACAGCCCCAACAAACCUGCAUCCCCAUCACAGAGGAAACACUAUCGCUGGAAGUUCAAGUCACAGGCCCAAAUGCUGAGGUUGAAUCCAGCCAGGCAGCUCAUGACAAGUCAGAACAGCACAGCUCUUCCUCAGACUCCCACCAGCUGGACUCCUCCGAAUUCAGCAUGGCCACCACAGAGGACGAGAGCAUUGACAUCUCGGACGCGGCGGUGGUGAGAACGCAGCUCACGGGCGGCAUAAAGAUGAACAUCUCCUUCACCAGGAAGUCCUCUCUGUCCAAGGUGCCCUCGGCGUCCGAGAACGUGGAGCCGUCCAUAUCCAUCUCGCCGCCCGUCUCGCGCAACUACGGCUUCCGCCAAACGCCCGACCGCCAGCAGAGGGAGGCGGCAGCGCGGCUGGGUUACGCCACCACCGUGCCCAAGUUCUCCACGCCGCGCGCCUCCAAGCCGAAGCCCCAGGCGGUCAGCACGCCGGGGCCCCUGACCUAUCAGGUGGAGCUGGACAUGCAGUCCUCCGGGCUCCCCAAGCUCCGCUUCAAACGCACGGACUCCUUUAACACCGUAGAGGGGCCAGGGGACGGGCUGGGUAAAGCUGGCUCCCCUAGUGUUCGCUUCCCCAAGACGCCUCGUGUGGACAGCCCCCUGGCACACUGCACCAAGCACCGUGGAGACCCCGGCUGCCGAUCCCCCUCGCUGUGCACGCCGGGCAAGGGGAGCAUCCAGACACGCAUAUGCCAGUCCUACACGCCCACACACACCCCGGGCGGCACGCCCUCCCCACCCAGCGCCGGAGAGGUCUUCGCCUGGACGCCGUCGCCUCAGAGCCGGGCAGACGGCCUCAACAGCUGGCCACGGAAGAAGCGGGUGGGCGUGGGGGUGAGUGCCAAGGAGCAGGGCGUCGGGGGACCGCAGCAGCAGCAGCCCCUCCUGCGGGAGGAGCUGGAGGACCCGGAGCUGGAGGGAGUGUUCAGACUGCAGGAGGUCGAGGAGUGCAGGGACGUCCCCGGCGCUCUGGUCAUGUCCAAGCCCAGGAAGAGGAGAGGGGAGCAGUCUCCUGCCAAAGAGCUGGUGGAGGAUAUGGAUAUGGACAUGGACUGGACAGAGGCCCUGGUCACGCAGUUUGAUGCCAAAGAGGCGCGCAUGAGUGACGACAUGGGCUGGCUCAUGGGGAAGGAGUCUCUGAGUGCAGUGGUGACUCCUCCCAGCUCCAAAGUGAAGAAGCCGGUGACUGCUAGUGGUAUUCUGGCCCUCACACAGUCCCCGCUGCUGUUUAAGGAGAAGACCUCAGCAAAGAAGAAACGUGCAGAGAUGGAAGGUGAAUCGUGCACGGGUGUUGCAUAUGAAGUGGACCAAUCCCCCAGUAGCCAGCCCCGGCGCCAGGUAGUCCCUGGAAGAACCUACACCAGGAAAAGGUUGCUGAACUAACACACGGUCUUCUCGUGGCCAAGCAGCCAACGGAAGAAGCUACAGCAAGAGGACACUAAUGAACUAAACUGCCUUAUUUUGGUGGUCUGAACGCCAGAGACUGGAGAAUCGGACUGCCUUACAUUGGUGGUCUGUAAGCCACUGUAUGAAGCUGCAGUAUUGUAGGUAGACUGUACAGUACUGUUAGAGUACUGUGGUACUCCUGUCCUCUUGGUUACCUGUAACCUUCCCUCUUCUGGUAGCCAGAAUGCCUACUGGGGAAAGCCACAGCUGUAGGACACAGAAGAGUUCACUGCCAGGCUCCUUGUCAGCCCUGGGUGUAUGGCGUCUGGCACAAUCACAGGCCCAUGCCAGCUGCUCAAAGUUGCUCUCUGUCCCACCGUUUCACCAGUUGCUGUUCUUCGUUAAAGUAUGGGAAAGUAUUUUUUCUUUUUCUUCGUUAAUUUUAUUAUUGUAGAUUUUAUCUGUUUUUAGUUUGUCUUUGUCUAGUUUUAUAAAUCAAGUUUGAAUUAAUUUAUUAUGUUCUUUUACACGUUGUGUUCUUUUUUUUACCUGUGAAAAGUUUGUACAUAUGUUUCAUAAUGUGUAAAUUGAACAGAUUAUUUUAAUAAAGACAUCUUGAACCACUGACA
This is a messenger RNA of Engraulis encrasicolus (European anchovy), 6970 nucleotides long. RefSeq names its product TopBP1-interacting, checkpoint, and replication regulator (gene ticrr). Gene Ontology annotation, molecular function: chromatin binding. Gene Ontology annotation, biological process: response to ionizing radiation; regulation of DNA-templated DNA replication initiation; DNA replication. Gene Ontology annotation, cellular component: nucleus. The transcript is spliced from 22 exons. The coding region runs from base 537 to 6338 and encodes 1933 amino acids. Lineage: Eukaryota; Metazoa; Chordata; Actinopteri; Clupeiformes; Engraulidae. The record is from RefSeq and is a predicted model, not a curated record.